CUAAUUGCCAAUUCCAAAAAGGGAUAAUUGCUAAUGAGAUCAUUGGAUUCUAGCUUUAUUACUUUUUUUGUCAUUUGGGUGCUGCAGAGAAAGUCAGUCUGUUGUUCAGGAAGAAGUCAGUCGACCUGUCUACCUUCAUGUCUGAGGUUUCUAACCGCCUGCCGUGUUUUCUCAUCUCUCCAUCUUGUCUGUCAAAGAGCUGUGCAAGAGCAAAAUUUACUGGAACCAACCACAGGCGAGUCCACCCAUUUCCUUUUUAUUACACUUUUUCUGUCUCACAACUCUGCCUUUCUAUACAAACCCUGUGAAGCAAGGCAUCUCAACACUUCUAGAGGACAUUGGUUUAUUUUUCUCUCGCUCAGACAAUGAGCUGUGACACAAAGACCAAUGAUGGGUGUUCUUCUGGGUACGUGGCGGACAGUGCCAUCUCCAGGCCUCUGAUUCCACCCAGGCCGGGUCAAAAGUGUCAACAUGGAUGGGUUUCCCACUCCCUGCUGAUCAUGCUGGUGAACGUGGCUUUAUGUGGCAUGGCCAUCCAAGCCUGCUUCAUCUACCGUCUGUACCAACUCAAACCUGACACUCCAGCCAUGUCUUCUAAACUUGUUGGAGAUGGAAAAAAGGAAGUAUCUCUUCCUGCAGAGUGGCCCGGAUACAGCAAUCCUUCCAAACCAGCGGCACACCUCACUGAUGGCCAGGACAUAUCCCAUGGACCUAAUGUCAUGACAUGGAGCACAAUUGCAAGUCCUCUUCUCUACAAAAUGGACUACAAAGACGGAGGUCUUGUUAUUCAAAAGGAAGGUUAUUAUUACGUCUACUCAAAGGUGUUCUUUUUGGACAAGAACUUCUUUCAGCACUCGGUUGUUCUGUGCACGGAGAAGUACAGUGGGAAAGCCAUCCCUCUCCUUAUGUCUGAACACUUGGCCCCCAAAUCCAGGGAGGCGUGGUCCAACAGUUACCUCGGUGGAGUGUUUCACCUCGACAAAGACAGCGUUCUUCUUGUGAACGUCAGCAACACCAACAAACUGAAGCGGCACCGGUCCUUUGAGAACAUCUUUGGUGCAUAUAUGAUAUGAGAGCGUGUCAGUGUACAGGAUUGGACUUACUUGUUUUAAUUGUUUUUAUCUCUGGUAUCUUUUUCCCGAUAUCCCAUAUGCCGAUAUUAUCCAAACACUUUUGAUUCCGAUAUCAAUUAAUACCGAUAUAUGCAGCCGUGUGGGUUAAAGGCACCUGACACAUUUCAUUGUGUGCAGUGGUGUCCUAAUGACAAUACUGUUUUACAAAUACGAAUAAUAGUCACAUGAGGUCACAUGAUCUAGGCCUAACCCAGACAUUUAUCAGGUUUUUGUUAUUGGAGAAAAAAAAAGAUAACUUGCUUUUUUUUUCUUGCGUCAAAAAGAGGGGGGAGAAGGUGAGUAAUAUUUGAAUUACUCUGGGUGUGUCCAAGUCUGCUGGGAUGAACAGAUAAAGUGUUUAAAUGCUUUCAUCAUAUUACAGCCGUAUAUCAUAUUACACUAAAUUUCACUGUUUUCUUUUUACCGCUUUUUACACAAAUUUAAGAUCAGAAUAUGCUCAAUGUUUUUGGUUUUUUGUUUGUUUUGUUUUUAAAAAGUGAUACGCUCCCUGCUCUAUAUCCUGCACCUGUCAACAUAGCUCUCAGUGUGUGCACAACUACAAUAUACUGGUAUUGCAUUAAAGAGAAAUUAAAGAGAAAAUCAACACGUGUUGCUCAGUGAUCAGUACGCAAGCUGGAAACCAAAUGUGAGAAGUCAAACGGGGUCUGGUUUUGCAGGAUCCUCCACAGUAGUUGAUGAGAUGCCGGCCUGCUCUGCCCUUCUUGUACACAUCCUUCAGGAGGCUGACUGUUGUCAAGAGACACCGUGGUGCAGAAAUAUGGUUUGGGCAGCUCAGCUUAUAGAGAAAAUGGACAGAUUGGUCAUUAUUUGGGGGUCCUUUUGUUUUCAUCGACAGAUGAUUGAUGUAAAUAUAUUAGCUAAAGGUUGACAGAUUACUGCUGUAGUUUGACAGAAGAUUAGGACACGUUCAGAAGAGAGAAACGUAUUUUUUUGAUUUGUCAACAGUGCCACGCUAUACUUUUAUGAGUUGCUUUUGUUUAUAACAAUCUGAAAAAUAUACAAAAAAAAAAAACUUUCCUCAAACUUAAGUUGUUGUUUUUAAAAUGAUUCAUUUCCUGCCGUAUCAUGUAACACGAGUGUGUUUCUGUAAAUGUUGUUUAGACCAGACCUGGCCACUGUACGGCUUGUGCGCCACAUCCAGCCCUCUGAGAUCGUCAUUAAAUCAAUAUCAAAAGCUAGCUACGA
This is a messenger RNA of Cynoglossus semilaevis (tongue sole), 2318 nucleotides long. RefSeq names its product TNF superfamily member 14 (gene tnfsf14a). Bases 366 to 1073 code for a protein of 235 amino acids. Gene Ontology annotation, biological process: immune response. Gene Ontology annotation, cellular component: membrane. Gene Ontology annotation, molecular function: tumor necrosis factor receptor binding. The record is from RefSeq and is a predicted model, not a curated record. The transcript is spliced from 4 exons. NCBI's taxonomy places the organism in Eukaryota, Metazoa, Chordata, Actinopteri, Pleuronectiformes, Cynoglossidae.